CAACAACAAUGAGGCGACUAGAAGCAAUGAAGAUUCUUCUUUUUGCGGUCUUGUCUGUGGCAUUGACUUCUGGGCAUAUCAACAUCCAAGUCAGCCAAGUGUCUACAGCACUGAACAUAAACUGCACCGUCUCUGACCCGACAGGAAAGAAUAUUUCUCACGUGAUCAGUGUGGUCAUUUCAAGAGUCAGUGGAACAGAAAAGAGUGUGCUCGCCUCUGUCUCCUCAUAUGACAAAUUAAAACCGAUUUCACAUGUUCAGAGUGGUACGGUAUCUGGCAUCAUCCAGGACGAAGCAGCCUCAGAGAGUUUUUUGGGCAUCCUCUGGGACCACAGCGAUCCGAGCCAAACAGGAACGUACACCUGUGAAGCCAACGCCGUCGGGAAAGACUUUCUCCCCGUAGUCCUAACGACCAGUAAGCAGAUCACAGUCCAGAGUGUGGAACCAAGCGUCAUUGCACAUCCGUGGGUUAUCCAGCUUGGGCUGACGAGAGAACUGCAGCUGACAUGUGCAGUGGACGACCCUCCCUCAGUGGGUAUAUCGACGCCGAUAUCAGUAACCUUAUUCCGGGUCCAUGGCCAAACGGAGCAGGUUCUGUCUACAGUGAGUGCUUUUGGGCCUGCUGCUCUCAUGCCGGGUGUGACCGGAGCCACAGUCGAGGGUCAGAUAGGAACUGGUCAAAGAUAUUCCCAUAUCUACCUGAAAAUGUCUUGGAUAUAUCCGGACUCACACUUAACUGGCAAAUACAUUUGUGAAAUAGCAGGAACUGACUACAGAGGAAACCCCGUGUUGAUAAAGAAUUCUGCCACCGUGGCAACAGUGGAACCUCCUCGGGAACAACUGGUGGAAAAGAUUAAUAAUCUGGACUCUCAGCUGCAGCAAAAUACUGAACUACUGGAUCAACUCGAGAACAAUCCUGUUCUUUUCCCCAAAAUUAGCAAGUGCGACGACCUCAAUCUUACGAAUGGGACGCAGAUCGUGAGUUUGUUCCCUCCAGAUAACCAAAGCCGUGUCAAUGUCGUCUGUCAGUUCAACGGCCUUAAGGACACUUGGACUGUGUUCCAGAACCGCUUUGACGGGAGCGUUGACUUCUUUAGAAAUUUCUUUGACUACGAAAACGGUUUCGGGAAUAUGACAGGAGAGUUCUGGAUGGGUCUCAAGACCUUGAGGCGAUUAGUGCAGGGCGGAGAUUACGAGCUUCAGGUGGAUUUGGUCAGCAACAACGGAACUUCUUACGUCAGGAACUACCCACAUUUCAGCAUCGGCCCUGGUCCGGGAUACCAACUCACAGUCAGUGGCUAUAAUGACAGUUGGGAAGGCCUGACAUACCACUCUGGUCACAAUUUUUCCACUUUCGACAAAAACCCCAGGUGUCCCAAUAUGGGUCACGGUGGGUUCUGGUACAAUGACUGCGUCCAAGUAAAUCUGAACGGUCGAUGGGGAGUUGACUCGUUUGAAGGUAUCUGGUGGGCCGAGAUAAGUGGCGUAGGAAAGAACUUCUGGUUCCAGCAAACCACCAUGAAAUUCAAACUGAAAUCAUAGGUUGACAGUUUCUUCCAGGGCGGAAGCUAGAUUCAUGUUUGCUUUCAACAAGUACUCAAUCAAAUAAUAUACUUCCAAAAAUCUGUGCAGGAGCAUGCAAAACAUUUCCAAUGCUGUAACUUUCCUUUGUGAAAAUAAACGAAUGCUGUUGUUAUAUCGUAAAACGAUCGAGAUUAAACAAGGAGAGUCAAUUAACAA
Messenger RNA from Aplysia californica (California sea hare), 1739 nucleotides. RefSeq names its product fibrinogen-related protein 2. NCBI's taxonomy places the organism in Eukaryota, Metazoa, Mollusca, Gastropoda, Aplysiida, Aplysiidae. The record is from RefSeq and is marked provisional.